Molecule: messenger RNA, 1534 nt
Organism: Manihot esculenta (cassava)
Lineage: Eukaryota; Viridiplantae; Streptophyta; Magnoliopsida; Malpighiales; Euphorbiaceae
Product: protein JINGUBANG
Exons: 1
Coding region: 108-1331 (407 amino acids)
Molecular function (GO): protein binding
Source: RefSeq, a predicted model, not a curated record
CGUAUUUGUCUCUUUUGAUGUAUAAUAACUAAUUCUCUAUAUAAUUAACUCACUUCACCAUCUUCCUCUCGAUCUCUUUCCCCCUUUUGUCACUCUCUCUUUCUCAGAUGUUGAGAUCCAUGCCAUGCCACUCCAUGUAUGAUUCUCAAUCCCACUCUAAUCACCAUCAAUCAAACCUACCAUCUGUUUGCUCACAGUCAAGUCUCCCGUCAAUUCCUUCACUCUCCUCCUCAUCACAACGCCAUCACCAACACUUCCUCCCCAAUGUCCACCACCGCUGCCUCACCACUCUUAAGGGUCACACCACCUAUGUUUCCUCUCUCACCUUAACUGGAAAGUUCCUCUACAGCGGCUCCUCAGACAAAGAAAUCAGGUCAUGGAAGCGAAACCAUCUAUACUCGGAACUAGAUCAUGAAAUCCUAUGCAACAACGUUGUAGCUGUGGGGAAAGGUGCAGUGAAGUCCCUAGUAGUUUUAGCUGAUAAACUCUUUAGUGCUCAUCAAGAUCACAAAAUCCGGGUAUGGAAAAUCAAUAAUAACCAAGAAACUGAUCAACAAAAGCAUACACAUUUAGCAACACUACCCACACUUGGUGAUCGAGCCUUAAAUAUUUUUUUACCUAAGAACCAGGUUCAGAUUAGGAGGCACAAAACUUGCACAUGGGUUCAUCACGCAGACACAGUCUCUGCACUUGCCUUGUCAAAGGACAAGUCUCUUCUCUAUUCCGUUUCAUGGGAUAGGACACUCAAGAUAUGGAGGACAAAUGACUUCAAGUGUCUGGAGUCAAUAUCAAGGGCACAUGAUGACGCUAUAAACGCAGUGGCAGCUUCAAGUGAUGGGGAUGUUUAUACCGGAUCAGCAGAUAGAAAAAUCAAGGUAUGGAGAAGUUCAGGAGAGAAGAAGCAUUCCUUAGUGGCUACAUUAGAGAAACACAGCUCAGGGAUUAAUGCCCUGGCAUUAAGCAAUGAUGGGUCAAUUCUGUACUCCGGUGCUUGUGACCGAACGAUAGUGAUCUGGGAGAAGGACGUGGGUGGUGGUAGUGGAAUGGUGGCUGUGGGUGCUCUGAGAGGGCAUACACAGUCCGUAUUGUGCUUAGCAGUUGUGUGUGAUUUGGUAUGCAGUGGUUCUGCGGACAAAACCAUAAGAGUUUGGAGAUGUGAUGAUAGGAAUGGGUGCUGUUUGGCAGUGUUGGAAGGGCAUAAAGGACCUGUCAAGUGCUUGACAGCAACAAUUGACCAUCAAAAUCCAUCUAAUACAUCUUACCUUAUUUACAGUGGGAAUUUGGAUUGUGAUAUAAAGGUGUGGCAGCUUAAUGUCCCAACAGAUCUAUAGAAACUUCUUCCAUCUAUGCCAUUAGAAAUGAUCUAAGAAGAGUGUGCAGUUCCCUGUUGUUUAUUUUACUUUUUAAACUUUGUUGCUUUCUUUUUCCUUCUCAAGGUCCUCCAUAGUUGUUGUAAGGUCACUGUGUAAGAUUUGAGACUGAUGAUCCUGGAGGAGACUUCACUCUCUCAAGAAUAACAAAGGAUUUAACAAGG